This is a messenger RNA of Talaromyces rugulosus, 837 nucleotides long. RefSeq lists its product as uncharacterized. Gene Ontology annotation, cellular component: transcription factor TFIID complex; SAGA complex. The transcript has a single exon. Gene Ontology annotation, molecular function: transcription coactivator activity; RNA polymerase II general transcription initiation factor activity; protein heterodimerization activity. Gene Ontology annotation, biological process: RNA polymerase II preinitiation complex assembly; DNA-templated transcription initiation. Bases 1 to 837 code for a protein of 278 amino acids. The record is from RefSeq and is a predicted model, not a curated record. Lineage: Eukaryota; Fungi; Ascomycota; Eurotiomycetes; Eurotiales; Trichocomaceae.
AUGGCAACCCCCCGGCCAGCUCAGGCUCCUGCCUCUACUCAACCCCUGACGCCUCCAGACGACCCCGCAACUACAAACCAGGCGUCGUCGCAAAAUGCCACGACGAGCGCAGCGAAUCCUCCCGUCCCCGGCGUGCCGGUCAUGCCAGCGACGUCUCUAAACGACUCAGGCAAAUCUCGACGGCCACGCGAUGCGCGUCUUGUGCACAUGCUUCUUGCCUCUUUGGGUGUUACGGCGUACCAAGAGCGUGUCCCCCUGCAGCUUCUCGAUUUCGCCUACCGCUACACAUCGUCCACGCUCCAGGACGCAGCUUAUCUUUCCAUGGAGGGAUACGCAGGGGCGUCGGGACCAGGAGAACUACAUGUGUCGUCAGGUGGCGGGCGCGGAGGUGUUGAGUUGAAUACGGUCACACUGCAGUCCUUGCGAUUGAGCAUCGCGUCUCGACUACACUAUCAGUUCCAGCCGGGUCUCCCCAAGGAGUUUCUCGCCGACGUCGCAUCGGAGCGCAACAGAUAUGCGCUUCCCGGUGUGGCACGGGGUGGAGAGACGAGUAAUAACAAGGGCGCCUUUUCGAAUAUAUCCAUGGGCGGGAUGAGACUCCCACCAGAGAAAUUCUGCCUGACAGGGAUGGGCUGGAACUUGAAAGACGAAUGGGAAAGCGAGGGAGAAGAGGACUCCAGUGAAGAGAACGAGCCGACUGUUCUCGCCGAUAUUACCAAAAAUGAAGAAGACGAAGAUGCCGAGGAUGAAGGGGACGGAAGAAUGGAAGAUGUCUUUGGCGAGGACACGGCGAUGAAGGAGGGUGACGAAGACGACGAAGACAUGGCAGAUGCUUAG